This is a messenger RNA of Cooperia oncophora, 477 nucleotides long. The record is from the annotation of a GenBank genome assembly. NCBI's taxonomy places the organism in Eukaryota, Metazoa, Nematoda, Chromadorea, Rhabditida, Trichostrongylidae.
AUGCGGGGUCGUCAUGCUGUUAGGCGUACUAUUGGUCGAACUUCAUCCGGGACUGGCUCAAGCUCCAACUUGACUCGUAUGACGUCUGCAUCAACAGAAAAUUUGAAUGUCUCCACCAACUCAUCGUCUUCGUCUGAAAACCAACAAGCUGCGGUGAAUUCCUCAAGUGAAACGAAAUGUGCAACGGCUGAGCCUAUGAAGAAGAGCGCCUCUGAUCCAGAGCUAGUGGAUCGAAUAAGCGAUGCCAAUGCAAAAUCUGAUGCGAAUAGUGAAGUAGCAGAUGUUCCGCAAAAACCUGUCUUUGGGGUGGGAGACGAACCAGUAAAGUUGGGAGACGAAAAAAGUGUUCUAGACGUUAGCCCGUUGACAAGGAAGAGGUCCACAGAUGCAGAUUUAGCCUGCGAUAUACCUAGCAAGAAACUCCUCCUGAAAUCAGAUAAUGGAUUACCUGUUAUUGCUAGUGAUAGUGCUUCUUGA